AGUGAGGGCACCGCCAUGAGACCAACAUGGACAACCAAUCAAAGCUCGGCUCAGGCUACGCCUUUUGGGCAGUAUCGGCUUCACCACCGUGCUUUACACGGGUUUGGUUUGCUCACUCAAGAUGUCGGAGAGCGCAGAGUUGUCCGCAGAGCCCAGCGCGGAGACGGCGGCGGUGGAGGAGACGGUAGGGAUCGCGGACGAAAAGAAGAAAAAAUCCUCUCUCCUCUAGUUGAUAUCUUGUUGAAGGCUGUUGGUGACGCUCCUAUCAUGAAGACUAAGAAGUGGUCUGUGGAGAGGAGCCGCACAGUGCAGGCGCUCGGGCUGUUCAUCAAGAAAUUCCUUAAACUAGAACCAGCGGAGCAACUGUUUAUCUAUGUGAAUCAGUCCUUUGCUCCUUCCCCUGAUCAAGAGGUGGGGACUCUGUUUGAGUGUUUUGGCAGUGAUGGGAAGCUGGUUCUUCAUUACUGUAAGUCUCAGGCUUGGGGGUGAACUUAGGAGGACGAACCCACUUCCUUUCUGCCGGUAAAGUGGAAAAAGGCUACACGGACACAAGCCGCGCAUAUUGCCACCCCAAUAAUAGUCAAAAAUAUAAACUGAGAAAAAACUCAAAGAAACUGAAGAAAAUGAAAGAAUUGGACGUCUUUGUAAAUUCAGCACUGUUGACUGUUUCAUAAUUAUGGAGUAAAUAAACUUCUUUGUUUUC
Molecule: messenger RNA, 703 nt
Organism: Polyodon spathula (Mississippi paddlefish)
Lineage: Eukaryota; Metazoa; Chordata; Actinopteri; Acipenseriformes; Polyodontidae
Gene: atg12
Product: ATG12 autophagy related 12 homolog (S. cerevisiae)
Exons: 4
Coding region: 16-489 (157 amino acids)
Biological process (GO): autophagosome assembly; C-terminal protein lipidation; autophagy of mitochondrion
Cellular component (GO): phagophore assembly site membrane; cytoplasm; Atg12-Atg5-Atg16 complex
Source: RefSeq, a predicted model, not a curated record